AUGGAGUUAUUCUCAUUAACAACGAAUGUAACUAUCACUGAUAUUCAAUGGCAAGCCUAUCCAGUAGCGAUUUUCUCGUUAAUGUUAUGUUUAUUAACCGUAUUAGGUAAUAUAUUGAUUAUCUAUGCGAUCAUUUCCAAAUCAACAUUACAUACAUCGACAUAUUAUUAUAUUGGAUCGUUGGCAUUUGCUGAUUUUCUCGUUGGAUUGAUUGUCAUGCCAUUAGCAUUCAUAUUUGAAAUGACCGACGAUGAAUACUGGCUAUUUCGACGGCAUCUUACAUUUCUUUGUGAUUAUUGGCAUUCCAUGGAUGUGUUUGCAUCAGCAGCAUCGAUAUUCGGUUUGUGUACUAUUGGUUUAGACCGUUAUAUCGCGAUUACGAAACCGAUGGAAUAUCCGAAUUCGUUCUUAUCGAAGAAAUGGUAUUGUGUGAUACCGAUGAUUUGGAUAUGUUCAGCAAUUGUUUCAUUUCCACCGGUGCUCUAUUUCGGAACGAGACAGGCCAUCACUCGACAAUCAAUGAUGUUGAACGAAACAACAGCUGGAGUAUUCAAAGAAUGCGACUUUCCAAACAAUCCAUACUAUAUUUUGUUCAUAUCGAUUGUAUCGUUUUAUCUACCGUUACUCGUAAUGAUUUAUGUUUAUAUUCAAGUGUAUGCAGCUGCGAGAACACAAGCAUUAGCACUCUGUUCAGGUUAUAAACACCAUCAUCGAAUCAAAUCAGCGAAAUCUUUCAUUCCAAGACUUCGUUUCAAACAAAUACCUGAUGAACAACGAUCAACAACGAUCACCGACGAUAGUCCUAUGCAUGAACCAAGCGUGGAUUUACUCGAGAAACGUCGAUUAUCACCGGAAUUAAUCACACUUCGCAUUCAUCAUGGUAAAUAUCAAAAUCCCAAUGUUGAAUUACUCAAUAUUAGUCGAAGGAAGUCAUUAAGUAGAAUCAAAAGAGAACACAAUGAAACAAAUACAUUUUGGAAGAAGUUUUCUCGAAAUCAAAAAGCAGCAAAAUUCAUCGGUAUUAUCAUGGGUGCAUUUGUUUUUUGUUGGUUACCAUAUUUUGUCUAUUUUCUUCUCAGUGGCGUCUUUCUUAUCCGUUUGAAAGACGAGCAAAAUCAUGAACUUUUAGUGAAAAUCUUCUCAUGGUUGGGAUAUACGAAUUCUGCAUUAGACGUUCUUGUUUAUGUUUCGACUUCAAAAGAAUUGCGAACAACAUUUAUUCGAUUAUUUAUUCCACACAGAUUGAGAUGUGCACAAUGA
Adineta ricciae is the source of this 1260-nucleotide messenger RNA. The record is from the annotation of a GenBank genome assembly. Lineage: Eukaryota; Metazoa; Rotifera; Eurotatoria; Adinetida; Adinetidae.